UAUUGCGGGACGCUAUAUUACUAGGUGAGAACCCUUGAGAUGCUGAUAGGGAUUAUCUAGGAGAUACUGCCCGACGCCUACUCGUAGGUGUCACCGUAGCACUUGGGCAUCAAUACACCAUCUUGAUUUUAGAUUUUUGACUCGUCAAACAGAAGAAGAGAAAGAGAAAGAGGACACGAAAUGUCAUCAUCGCCUUCAGCUUCUCAGCCCCAGCACCAGCACCAGCGCCAGCAGAACACGACAGAAAAUGCGGAACUUUCGUUUCUCCGCCGCGAGAACCGCGUGUUGAGAACUCAGCUCGAAACACUUCGUACUCGACUUGAUGCGGGGAUCGUCGAGAAUAAUCCUUCCGUUUUGUCCGUUGUAUCUGCCGGUAUAGCCGCUGCCACUGCCGAGGAUGGCGCAGGGUCUAAAACAAUCUCCACUGUUACUGGUCAAUAUACCGCCCAGGCGGCCCGCCGGGGUGCUGGAACAGACUGUGGAGCUGGCACCGGAACUCCAGGAAUACCCAUCAAAAACAACAACAGCAACAGCAACACCACCGCCUCAGAGGGUCCUGUCAAGGUGACGUAUUUCUGCGAAGCAUGCGUGAAUAAACUCGCCACGGAUCCGUCGACUCAAUGCACGCGCCGAGCGGGGUCGACGUUGUGUGAUAAUUGUCGCGGUGGAAGACGGUCUUGUAUUCCUGUAAGCUCCCUUCCAUUCCAGUUUCUACAUCUUUUUUCUAGAUUUUAUCUUACUUUAUCUUGUUUAUUUCAUCUCGAUCUCUCGUCCCUUUGUCUCCCAUCUCUCUGUCUUAGAUGACGGAAAACAAGAAAACAAGGGAAAAAAGAAGAAGA
Molecule: messenger RNA, 839 nt
Organism: Xylona heveae TC161
Lineage: Eukaryota; Fungi; Ascomycota; Xylonomycetes; Xylonales; Xylonaceae
Exons: 1
Source: RefSeq, a predicted model, not a curated record